AUGGCCAAGAUCAGAGAACUAUUGCCUCGGGCAAACCAUACUGUUUUAAUUGAUGUGUGCCGCACACGAUGGAUUGAACGGAUUGAUGGAAUGGACCGCAUAGUUGAACUUCUCUACCCUGUCACAGCUACACUUGAAGACAUCUCACUUAACAGAAACAGCCAUGGAGACUCAACCUGGAAUCCAACAAGCAGACAUGAUGCUCAGUCCUUAAUUAAUGCAAUCAACUUUUCCUUUAUUGUUUCUCUUGUUAUUGUCAGACAUAUUUUGGGAUUAACUAGACCACUCACAGUGAAGCUGCAACAAAAAGCAAUGGAUCUUCUAAAAGCUAAAGAUGAACUUGCUCUUUUGAAAUCAGUCCUUGAAGACAUGAGCACUGACAUUGAUAACAGACAUCAUAAUCUCUACCAGGAAGCAGUGACCAUUGCAAGACAAGUAGCAGUCCAGCCAGAAAUGCCAAGGAUAGCCCAGAGACAAAUGCAUAGAAAUAAUGCUCCUGCUGCAACUCCUGAGGGGUAUUUCAAGAUCAAUCUCACUAGAGUUUUUCUUGACCAUGUACUCCAGCAGCUCAACACCAGAUUCCAGGAUGAUGUAUUUGUUUGCUAUAAAGGUAUUUCGAUUAUUCCUUCUGUUUUACUAGCUACUGACCCUGCCUGGAAGGCCAAUGUUUUGGAAUUUUGUAACCAUUACAGACAGGACAUACCAAAUUAUGCAGGAUUAAAGGCAGAGCUUUUGCUAUGGGAGAGAUUGUGGAAGGGGAGGGAUAACAGAGGAGAUAUUAUUCCUGACAGUUUGGAGGCUACACUGAAGGAUAUUGACAAAGAUGCAUAUGUCAACAUCUAUUCCAUGCUGAAAGUCCUGAUCACAAUUCCAAUUUCAUCUGCAUCUUGUGAGAGAUCCAUAUCAUCCCUUCGGAAUCUUAAGAACUAUUUGAGAAAUACAAUGACCCAGGACAGACUGAAUGGAUUGGCACUGAUGCAUGCCCACAGAGACAUGGAUUUUGACCUUGAACGUAUAAUAGAUUUAUUUGCUGAGUUACAUCCUAGGAGAAUGAGAAUGGCAAACAUUUUGUAA
Molecule: messenger RNA, 1074 nt
Organism: Pocillopora meandrina
Lineage: Eukaryota; Metazoa; Cnidaria; Anthozoa; Scleractinia; Pocilloporidae
Source: the annotation of a GenBank genome assembly